Molecule: messenger RNA, 1459 nt
Organism: Chara braunii
Lineage: Eukaryota; Viridiplantae; Streptophyta; Charophyceae; Charales; Characeae
Source: the annotation of a GenBank genome assembly
ACAAGGACGAAGAGAGAGGUUUCUCUUGCAUGUCUCCCACCAGCUUGUAGGUGUCUGCCUAAGCCAGCGAGUGUUCUAUGUUUGGUUGGGAUUCGUCCUCUCAAAUAUAACACUGCCAGACUUGCUGGCUUGUGCAUAGUAUUACUUUCUCGACGAUGAAAACAAUGGCGGCAUGUCGCCUCGACGUGCCUCCUCCCCGAUGCUCACUCGGAGCUGAUCGCUGUCAACAUAUGACAAUUGAAGGCAUGGGCAGUGCUUCUGCGCCUAGCGUCAGGAAAAGCUGUGCGCCACCCUUGCGACGACCAUCAGGGGUUAAGGAUGUGCCAACGCCCAUACCCUCCACAGCAACAGAUGCAGUGGGGAGGUGCAGGAUGAGGACGAGGAGCAGGAGGGCGAACGGCGUUUGUGAUUCGUCAUUUUGUGUGUGUCCUUCAAAAGCAAUGGUUUCAUCACGGAAGAGAUUGUCUUCUGCUUCAUGCUUAGGUGAGUCUGCAUACGCAUCAGCAGCUCCAUUACCAUCCCACCGCCACUCAAGCUCUGGUUCAAGAACCUCUUUUCCCUCGCUAUUGUCUAUAGUCAUUAUGUCAUCAUUGCCGUCGUCUUCCUCGUGUGCAACCAGCACCACCUGUGCUCCCCCGUGCAGGCUUCGACCGCAGCAUCGCCAGAGGCAUUGGUUCUGUACACUCCGAGCGACAUCAGACGGAAGCAAUGCAGCAGGCCCCAUCGCUGCAAUGCUGGAUGGUCAGGCGCUUGACGACGACGACGGUGAAGGUAAGACACAGGAGAGGGAGGAACAAGGGAACAAUGAUCAACGUCGCAUGACUGCAGAGGAGGAGGAGGAUAAACGCGAUGUGGAGAGUAUCUUGCUUGUGGUUGAGAAAUUGAAGGCCAAACGAGACAUGACAAUGAAUGAGAUCCGCUUGACUAUUAUGAUCGAAGAUCCCAGGGUUGCUGCCGAAAGAGAAGAGAUGUGGGUCGAGUCUGACGUUCCCAGGGAAGAAGUGGCUGAUGCGUUGCUUGAUGUGUGCGAGGGCCGACCUGUUGAGCGGUCUGUUCUUCGUGCCCUCGCUAGGGAGAUGCGCGAAUGGCCAGACCUGGAGGACGAUGAAGCGGCAGGAGGAGGAGGAGAUGGGACAACUUCCGGUCAACAAAGGGGCGGUGUUUCACCGUAUGCAGCUAUAACAGACACUGGGAUUGAUCCUGCGGUGGCACAGCGAGUGGCAAGGCGGGAGUUUGAUGAAGCUGCGAAUGUGGGGGCCACAGAAGAGACCAAGGAACUUGGAGAUAUCCUUCCACCUUGGGUUGGAUACGGAUUCCUUUAUACGCUGAGUAGUGUGCCUAUCAUUAUUGUGGUUGUUGUAGUUGCUGUCUUAUUUGUGAACUCCUUACAGUAGUAAUUACAGGCACUGAGUAGCAAUUCGUCGCAGACAAGUGCGGUUCAUCUCAUGGUGCAAACUCU